CCCUGCCCGGGACAGCAGGGGUACAACAAUAAGCCGGACCGAUCACAAAACCUCCAACCUCUGGUUUAUAGCACAGUUCACAAGAGUAGUGUGUGGCAAACAUCACCUUUCUUACCUGGGUUAUAUUUUAAUUCAGGGCGGAUCACAUCCCUAUAAAAGUUAUUUAUUAUAAACUAAUCUGUCUACAUAGAUAGGUCCUUCACAAGCACUUAAUAUUGUUUACCAAAGAAAUGGUGAUGGAGAAGCCAAGUCCCCUGCUUGUAGGGCGGGAGUUUGUGAGGCAGUAUUACACACUGUUAAACAAGGCGCCGGAUUUCCUGCACAGAUUUUACGGACGUAAUUCUUCCUAUGUUCAUGGAGGACUGGAUCCCAGUGGAAAGCUGGCCGAGGCAGUGUAUGGACAAGCUGAAAUCCACAAGAAGGUGAUGUCCUUGCAGUUCAGUGAAUGCCACACAAAGAUCAGGCAUGUGGAUGCUCACGCCACACUGAGCGAUGGCGUUGUGGUGCAGGUGCUUGGGGAGCUGUCCAACAAUGGUCAGCCCAUGAGGAAGUUCAUGCAGACAUUCGUCCUUGCUCCAGAGGGUUCAGUAGCAAACAAGUUCUAUGUCCACAAUGACAUCUUCCGGUAUGAGGACGAAGUCUUUGGAGACUCCGAGGCUGAGCUUGAUGAAGAAUCUGAGGAAGAGGUUGAAGAGGAGCCAGAGGAGAGACAACCUUCUCCUGAGCCCCUUCAGGAGAGCCCAAACAGCAGCACCUAUUAUGAACCUCACCCUGUCACUAAUGGUGUGGAGGAACCCAUGGAAGAGCCAACAACAGAACCGGAGCCGGAGCCUGAACCGGAGCCCAAAGCUGAGGAAACAAAACCUGAAACUGAUGAGAAGGUUUUGGAUGAGCUGGAGGAGAAGGCGCCUUCACCAGCCCCUGUGGAGUCCCCCCCACACACCCAGGAACCACCCAAAGCUUUCUCCUGGGCUUCAGUUACCAGUAAGAACUUGCCUCCUACCGGACCAGUUGCCACCUCUGGAAUACCCCCACAUGUUGUCAAAGCUCCAAGCUCACAGCCAAGACUUGAGGCCAAACAAGAGAGUCAGUCUGCCCCUCUUCGACCAAGAGACCAGCGGACACGCGACAGACCAACCUUCACUUCUCGUGGUCCCAGGCCAGAUGGUGUUUCAUCAUCUGACUCUCAACCAGGAAAACCACAUUUGAGCUUUGUAAACAAAGGUGGGCGAGGAGAUGACUCUGGUGAUAUGGACAGCAGACGAAUGGUGCGAUACCCCGACAGCCACCAGCUUUUUGUUGGUAAUCUCCCACAUGACAUCGAUGAAAGUGAACUGAAGGAUUUUUUCAUGACAUUUGGAAAUGUUGUGGAACUGCGAAUCAACACAAAGGGUGUGGGUGGCAAGUUGCCCAACUUUGGAUUUGUGGUUUUUGAUGACUCUGAACCGGUGCAAAGAAUCUUGGGGGCCAAGCCCAUAAUGUUUCGAGGCGAGGUGCGUCUGAAUGUGGAGGAGAAGAAGACGAGGGCGGUACGUGAGAGGGAGACCCGUGGAGGGGACGACCGGAGAGACAUGCGGCGUGGCGACCGUGGCCCUGGAGCAGCUCGAGGCGUCGCUGGGAGUGGGAUGAUGCGGGAGCGUGAGGGCAGGGGUCAGGCUCCUCGAGGAGGCCUGGCCCCCAAACCUGGGAUGGGCUCCGGCCGAGGCUCCGGGGGGCAGGGUGAUGGGCGCUUUGCCACCCAGCGGCGUUAGGAAGAGCACUACCUGCAGUGCGGAAGUAGUACCGUGUUCUUCAUCCUCAGUCGUUCUCAAUAACGAAAAGAAAUCUUCAUGUACAAACGUAUAUUUGUUUCUGUUUUUUGUUUACGUUUUUGUUCCCUCCUUGCUUUGGAAUGUGACUGUCCACUAUUGUUUGUCAAAUAGACGAAACAAAAUAAGCAAACAUAUUUUUUGCUUUAGUUGUGAGCUGAGCAUCCUUUUCAGGUAUCUCAAGAAUUUCACAAACUUUUAAUUUGUAAGUUUGUGAACAAGGCAAACCAACCAGGAGUAAUCUGCCACAUUAGAAGGGACUGAUAAAACUUGUCUGGUAAUUCAGCCCAUCAUUUGGAUAAGAGAUUAUAUGCCUAUAUCUAACUGGGGCGCUGCUUCACAAAAUCCCACUAUUGCACAUUUUCUAUGGUAGUUUUCUGGCCUCUGUCGGAAAAGAGUGAAAUGCAAAAAUUGUGCAGAUCUGGGAAAAAUCUUGCCUUUUACAUUUUUCCUUAUGAGAGACCACUGCUUGAAAAUUGCAUAAGGCACUCAUCAAUAUGCACUAAUGGGUACUUUUUGUCGUAUUACAUUGAUCUCCAUGUUUGGAACGCAGCUGGAGGGACGCAUUCGUCUCUAAACACACGACUUAUUGGGGCAGGCCUCAUUCACAGCCUGUCUGCUGUGACAAUGUACUUUUCACACUUUGACCCAAAAGUACUCUUCAAUUUCUGCUGGAUGGACAAGAUCACAAGCAAAUUAACAUCAGAUUUUCUUCCUCAUUUAUACCUGAAUAAAAGCCCAGAUUCUGGACUUUCACCAAAUGUUUGGGGAAUGGACUGUAUAAACAGAAGUGUACAAUUGCAAGUAGUGGUAAGGACGGUGGCUUUUUUUCUUUUUUCAUCCCCAAUUUUAUUUUCCUCUUUUUCCCUGACCAGCUAGAAAGCAAAACAGACGGUUGGAUGGACAACAGCCUCUUCCCUCUCGUCAUUCCUCCCACAAGUGCAGAGAAAAAGAAUAAAUGUACAGUAACAAAAUCAUAGUUUACGCUUUUGAUUUAUUUGUAAAUUUUACAUUUGUCAACUUGAUAAAAGCAUGAUGGUGCCUUCUAUUUCACUCUUUUGAGUCUACAGCUCUGCAGCUCCAGGCUCGCUGCCUCCUAAUAUUGAGCUGCUUAUUUUGAACUAUUACUUACUGGGAGCAGAUGGAAAAAUCCUCAGUAUUCACAAGAUAAAAGUUGUUUCUUUUCAGGUGCAUAUUUCAUGUUUCAUACGGUUUUACUACCUAAGAGAAUCUGCUGUGAUUUUUGUACAUUUGUUUUGUAUGGUGUGUCUGUUCUGGGUUUUGUAGAGACAAAAGGUGCCUCGCGUUCUGUUUUGUUAAAUGGUUACGAGGGUUCAGAAUUACUUACAAAAGGUACAUUAAAGACAGUGACUUUCAAA
Messenger RNA from Periophthalmus magnuspinnatus, 3187 nucleotides. It is a transcript of the gene g3bp2a, whose product is annotated as G3BP stress granule assembly factor 2a. Bases 231 to 1751 code for a protein of 506 amino acids. The record is from RefSeq and is a predicted model, not a curated record. Gene Ontology annotation, cellular component: cytosol; ribonucleoprotein complex. The transcript is spliced from 13 exons. Gene Ontology annotation, molecular function: mRNA binding. Lineage: Eukaryota; Metazoa; Chordata; Actinopteri; Gobiiformes; Gobiidae.